This is a messenger RNA of Pistacia vera, 1500 nucleotides long. Its product is annotated as cyclin-D5-1-like. Gene Ontology annotation, cellular component: nucleus; cyclin-dependent protein kinase holoenzyme complex; cytoplasm. The transcript is spliced from 5 exons. Gene Ontology annotation, molecular function: cyclin-dependent protein serine/threonine kinase regulator activity. The record is from RefSeq and is a predicted model, not a curated record. Gene Ontology annotation, biological process: mitotic cell cycle phase transition; regulation of cyclin-dependent protein serine/threonine kinase activity. Bases 1 to 954 code for a protein of 317 amino acids. NCBI's taxonomy places the organism in Eukaryota, Viridiplantae, Streptophyta, Magnoliopsida, Sapindales, Anacardiaceae.
AUGGAUGAUGGUUCUUUCUCUGAGCUUCUUUGUCAAGAAAGUGAAACUUUUCUGAAUGAAGAAUUAGUACAAAGCAGCUUUUAUAACUUAAAGGAUUACAGUGUCUUAGAUGAUCAGUAUAUGAAAGUGUUGGGUGAUAAAGAGAUGAGCUUUGGGUACAAAAAAGAUAAAUCUUUGGUGCAUAAUGAAGAAAUUAGAUGUGCCAGAUUGGAAGCUGUUGAAUGGAUUCUUAAAACUAGAGCAGUGUUUGGCUUUCACUUCCAAACAGCUUGUUUAUCAGUUACAUACUUCGAUCGAUUCCUUUCCAAACUCUUCAUUGAUGGUGAAAAAUCAUGGGCAAUCAAGUUAUUAUCAGUAGCAUGCCUUUCUCUGGCUGCUAAGAUGGAGGAGAUAAAGGUUCCAGCACUAUCAGAGUUUCAAUUGGAAGAAUACAAUUUCGAGAGCAGAGUGAUUCUGAAAAUGGAGCUUUUGGUAUUGACAACACUGGAUUGGAGAAUGGGAUCAAUCACCCCCUUUACUUUUCUUCAUUACUUCAUCACGAAAUUGUGCAAGGAUCCACCAAAUGAUGUCAUAUCCAGGACUGCGACACUAAUAUUUGCUAUAAUGAGAGAAAUCAAUUUAAUGGAUUAUCGACCGUCUACUAUAGCCGCAGCUGCCACCUUGGUGGCAUUGGAUCAAAGACUCACAAGAAAAGCAUUGGAGUGGAAGAUUAAUUCCAUAUCAUAUUGUGGAUUUCUUGAAAUUGAAGAUGUGUUGGCGUGCUACAGUACAAUGCAGAAAUUGGAGAUGCAAAAUUCUGUAAAGUCGCCGGAUCUAUCGCCAAACCCUUUGAGCAUAACCACUGGUUUAGAUAGUUCCUCAGUUUCUUCGGCUGUUCGCACUAAGAGGAAAAGGUUUGCUUUCGAUGAUAGUGAUCAAAGUUGUGAUAUACCAAAUGAGAAGCGAUUCUGCUAGAGACAAUGGAUUUUGGGCGUUAAAUCAAAUGGCUCCUUAAUGAUAAUUAAAUGAGUGUUUUCAAUUAUUACUACAUGGACUUUGUUUUACUGUUCGAGUGUUAGUCUUUACAAGGAACAACCAGAGAAAGAAGAAAGAGAGAUUACAGAGAAAAUAAAAGCAAGUCUACAUAUAAUAUAAAAGCUUCUGGUUAUUACACCAAUUUUACAAGGUAAAAAAGACGCCAGAAGAAAGGUCUUCAAUGGCUACUGGUAAAGCAAUCAGUUCUUGGUUACUUAUUGUUCAAUUUAUUAUAUAUAUAUUUUUUCUUUUUUCUCCUUGUUUUUUCAUUCUUUGUAUUUAAUUGUCUUCCCUUUCUUGGUUUCUUUAUUUAUGGGUUUAAGAUGUCUCUUAGAAUCCUACAUUUUGAUUGGAUGCUUGGGAUGCUUUCUUGUGUCUUUGAAAGGCUGGUAACAAAGAACGUUGAGUAAGUGGGGAAAGAAAGAACUCUGUUUGUGUGAUUUGAUGCAUCUGUGUUGCAUGUUGGCCAUCAGAAAAGUAUUAUAA